AUGUCGCCAACACCGUAUCCUCUUUCGCCCAGAGAAGAUCUGCUGCGAAAAUAUCAGCACGUGUCAUUGCACGACGUCCCUGUUCCUGCGGCUGUGAUCGACAUUGCAAAGGUAAAGGCAAACUGCUCUGCCAUGCUCAAUGCUGUCAAAGAGCUGCAGGUCAGCUUCAGAGCCCAUGUCAAGACUCACAAGACAGCGGAAAUCACCAGGUUACAGGUUGGCCAAGACUGCCAAGAUGUGAGGCUCAUUGUGUCAACCAUCGUCGAAGCAGAGCAAUUGGUGCCCUUGAUGCUGGACUACCAAGGCCGGAAUGCAAAGGUCAACGUCUUGUAUGGUGUUCCCCUGGGGCCCUCACAUGUCCAGCGACUUGCUGCUGUGGCUGCUCAACUUGGUAAAGGGUCGAUCGCUGUGAUGAUCGACCAUCCAGCGCAGCUGAAAUGCUUGGUAGAAUUCAAGAAACACGCGGGCUUCCCUGUAUUGGUCUUUGUCAAGACAGAUGCAGGCUACCACAGGGCAGGCCUGGCUCCCGACUCGAAUGAGAUGGUGGACCUGGUGCGGAGGGUCAGCACUGCUGAAGAGCAAGGUGAUUUGAUUCUGCUCGGAUUCUAUUCGCAUAACAGCCUGAGUUAUGGCGGCAGCUCCCCCGAUGAUGCCAUGGACAUGCUCAAGGUCGAGAUUGACGUCUGCAGGCAAGCUUCUCAGCACUUGCGCCAGAGUCGACAGACGCCGCUUCUGGUCUCGGUGGGAGCGUCGCCAACUGCUCUUUCUCUGGAGAACAUCCUACCCUCGGCAUCGGCCUCCACUGCUUCUGCCAAUGCUCUCAAAGAGACCCUGCAAUUGACCAAGUCCAAUCUCGAGCUGGAAAUUCAUGCCGGCGUGUAUCCAAUCUUUGAUCUUCAACAAGUGGCCGCGUCCAGCCGUCACUUCACCACCGAUCCGCACGAUAUCAUUAGCGUGUCUGUCCUCGCCGAAGUCUGUUCUCUAUAUCCUAAUCGAACUGAGCACCCGGAAGCCCUGACAUCGGCAGGCUGUCUCGCACUCGCCAGGGAGCCUUGCAAAGACUACGAUGGCUGGGGUGUAGUCAGUCCUUGGAAUAUGCCGAAACACUACAGCAUCAAGAGAGACGAGCGCGUAGUUGUCAGCCGCAUAAGUCAGGAGCAUGGCAUCUUGGCUUUUGAGCAAGGAAGCAUUCAACGGCAUCUCCCCCUCGAAUACGGACAAAAGAUCCGUAUCUGGCCCAACCAUGCCUGCAUCACUCUCGCAAUGUUUGGGUGGUAUUUUGUCGUCGAUUCGGACACGGAUUCUCCCGACAAAGUUGUUGAUGUCUACGCAAGAUGGCGCGGUUGGUGA
Cladophialophora yegresii CBS 114405 is the source of this 1350-nucleotide messenger RNA. RefSeq lists its product as uncharacterized. NCBI's taxonomy places the organism in Eukaryota, Fungi, Ascomycota, Eurotiomycetes, Chaetothyriales, Herpotrichiellaceae. The record is from RefSeq and is a predicted model, not a curated record. Gene Ontology annotation, biological process: D-serine catabolic process. Gene Ontology annotation, molecular function: D-serine ammonia-lyase activity. The transcript has a single exon. The coding region runs from base 1 to 1350 and encodes 449 amino acids.